AACGGUAACUGGUCACCAGUUCCAGUUACUAGAAACGGUAACUGAUCACCAGUUCCAGUUACUAGGAACGGUAACUGAUCACCAGUUCCAGUUACUAGGAACGGUAACUGGAACUGUCCCACCUCUAGCAUUAUUUCAGACGUUUGGCAAAUCGAUUUAUGAAGCUGAAUGGUUGACAAACAGUAAUGGACCACAAAUAGUUUUAUUGAAAAUCGAUGGUGCGCGAGCAAAAAAAGACGCUAUGUUUUACGUAGAAUUAAGUCGUCAUCCCCAUAUUGUUCAAACCUUUGGACUUGUAGAUGAUGCAUCAUCAGAAAAUACAAAUUCGGUCAUGUUGCUUCAAGAAUGGGCACCAGAAGGAAAUUUAUUUGAAUAUAUUCAAGAUCGAUCAACUGUGCUAAAUGAAAUUGUUUUAUGCGAAAUAUUUAUUCAAAUUGCAGAUGCAAUGUCAUUUCUUACACACAAUCAUAUUAUACAUGGUGAUUUAGCAUGUAGAAACAUUUUGGUUUUUCGAUUUGAUGAAAUGGAUUCGAAAUAUAAUCUUGUUAAACUCACUGAUUUUGGACUUAGUCGUUCGAGUAGUAUAUAUAAUGCUGUGGCAUGCGGUUCAUCAACGGUCAUGACCAUUGUUCCUGUUCGUUAUGCUGCACCUGAAAUUCUAUCUGAAAAGCGUCCUGAAGCGUACACAGAAAAAUCAGAUAUAUACUCAAUGGGCGUUCUAAUGUGGGAAGCAUUCUCCAAAGGAUUAGUGCCUUGGAAUGAAAUAGAAAAGGACGAAGACGUUGCGAUUAAAAUAAUCAAUGGAGAACGACUUAAACGACCGUUAGUUUGUAACGAUGAGAACUGGUCCAUCAUCAUGAAAUGUUUGUCAAAACUAUCAAAAGAUCGUCCGAAUUUUAUCGACUUGAAACGCAGUUUAACAGAGCUACAAUUUCAAUUUUUAAACAUAAAAAAAUCUUCGAUACUAAUAGAUAUUCCAAACACUACCACUACUACCAUGUCAAACGAAUGCAAAACAGCAGAAACAUUACUAAAAGUUAAUACAACACAGUGUCUUGAAAAGGAAAAUGAACGUAUCAAAUGCAAAGCUCGAGAUAUAGCAAAUCAGCCAUUCAUCGAGAAAAUACCAUGCGAAUAUUGUCAAGAUUUGUUUAAUUUAGACAAACAUAAUGCACAUGAAAUAGAUCAACGUGUUCUCUGUGGAUCUGCGCAAGAAAUUUAUGCAUUAACAGUAAAGUUGUAUCGUUUUUACAUCUCAGAUAUCAAUUGGCUUAUAUCUGCUUCCAGUACUACAAAAAACGCUGCUGUUGAAUCAAAAUUUACACACACAAUUCAUUCAAUCUUUGAUGAUACAGUUGGCUCACUAGAAGACACAAUUUUGAUUAAAAACUUACCCGAAAAUGUUACAAUAGGCGAAUUAGACUUAUUAUUUUCUCUUGCCGGGGAAAUUAAAUGUUAUAAAACUGGCAAACGCCAGAUUUGUAUCCAUAGUAAAUCUGUGAAUGGAACAAAACGUGCCACAAUAACGUACGUAGAUCGUCAAUCAGCAUCAAAUGCAGUCGAUCAGUUUAACGAUGAAUACGCGGAUCUUUUCGAUAAAACAAUCCAAGUUCAAAUCAAGAAGAAUAAACGAAAAAAUUGA
Molecule: messenger RNA, 1642 nt
Organism: Didymodactylos carnosus
Lineage: Eukaryota; Metazoa; Rotifera; Eurotatoria; Philodinida; Philodinidae
Source: the annotation of a GenBank genome assembly